UUGGAGUAUUCAAUAAACAAAGUGUAUCUGCCUAUUUUCGCUUCGUGCCGGGAAGCCGCUUCAUAACUCAAAAGUUUAUGCGGACUUUUGAGUUAAUUCGUUUGGGGUUCGGAGUAGGAGUCUACUCCGAGGGUGGGGGCUUAGGUUUCAUCAUCAUCACCUUUCAUCAUUUCAUUAAUCAUCAAGAAAAAAAAAUACGUCAGACAUGGCUGUAUGGGCAUAGUUCCCUUUGCCUUACCCUUCGGGGAAAACCAAAACAAAAAAAAAAAAAAUCGUCAGUUUAUCUGAUUAUUUUUUUAAAUUCGUUUUAAUUUUGUUGCGAAGUACACAGAAAAAAGUUAAACUCAAUGAUAAUGACCGCAUAAAGUGCAGCUUGACAAUGGUAUUCAAACUUGUCAGGACCGACACGGAAGAACCUUGCAAAAUUCUGUUACCCUCUGGUAAACACUUGAUAGGAAGAGGAAAGCUCCUAGAGUGUGAUGACAAAAGAGUUUCAAGGAAGCAUGGCGAGAUAGAAGUUAAUGAUGAUGCCAUCAGUAUAAAGGCUCUCCAUCAAAACCCAUGUUUCUACGUCAAAAAGAAUUCAGAAGAGACUGCAGUUCUGAAACAGAAUUGUGUUGUCAAUUUGGCCAACGGUGAUAAGUUUGGUCUCCUACCAAACACAUAUUGGUACGAAAUACUUCACUGUGCAGGACUUGACCUUGGAGAUCCACCGAAUAUUGCUUGUGAGGAUGAGUCACAGAGUACUGAUAUUAACAGUGAGAGGUCUGCAGACACCCAGGUCAAUCAGACAAUCCCAGCACCCAAUACUGACAACGUAACAAAUGAAAUGGAUGAUUGUGAUGAUGCAGAGUUUUUGAAUGUAGAAUUAAAUGAGAGUGUAUUGGGUUCUCAAAUGCAAGGUUCACAAUCACCAUCGUUAAUACAAGCCGGGUCGCCUACUUUGCUGCAGCAAAUGUCGCCGUCAUUGACGCCGAGAGAGACCACACAGUCUGUUGGGAAUACCUCACCUUUGAUACCACCACAAAACGACUCGGCAACUGAAAGCUAUCCCCUUGAUGCACCGCCACCAGAGGUGAAGGCGGACCCGUCUCCGCCCAAGAGGUGUCAUAGUCCGGAAGACUCGAAGGAAGGUGUUAAGAAGGUGAAGAUUGAACCAGUGGAUGUUAAACAGGAGCCAGAUGCGAAACCGGGCCCUAGUGGAGAUCAGGGGCCAAGUUGCAGCGGUAAUGCUGAUGGUAAUGGCGACGCUAAUAACAAAAACGCGAUGCCGCCUUCGCCGGACAAAGCUAACGCACCAGCGGCGCCGGGGCCGGGACGUGAAAGGUGCAUGUAUGGAGCCAAUUGCUAUAGGAAGAACCUAGCGCAUAAGGCGCAGUUCUCCCACCCGUGCGACGCGGACUGGGGCGCGGGCGAGCGCGGCGUGUGCCCGUGGGGCGCGGGGUGCCGCAAGCGCGACCCGCGCCACUGGCGCCUGCACGACCACCCGCCCGCCGCCGCGCCGCCCGCGCCGCCGCUCCACAGACCAGCGACCGCCAGGAAAAAGCGGGUAAAGAUUAGAGUGGAUGAAGAUAGUGAAGAAGACUUUCUGCAUACGAAUCUGAUUGUCACUGGGAAGAGGGCUCGGAACACUGUGAGGGUACAAAGUUGGAGUGGCUCAGAGAGCGAAGACGAAGACCCUUAUAAGACUGACGAGUCUGAUGAAUGGGUCCCCGACAGUGAAACACAAAGUCAGAGCCAGAAUACACAAGACGAUUGACUCGGUAACAAUAGUUGCAAGUUUCCGAACGAAAGCACACCCCAGAUACUCCAAAGAAAAUCUCAUUCCAUGUGCCUAAUGCACUUACAAGUGCGAGCGGGACACAGUCAGCGCGCGCUCCCUCUUACUCCAUGGUUACCGCCAUUUAAUAUUAAAAUAAGACUCAGAGGGGGUGAGGUAAAUCUAGCUACGAAUAGGUGCGGGGCGGAGAGUUACCCUUGCGUUCUAUAUUUUUUUAUUCUAUGACAAAAGUUAAGAUUUGAAGUGUUUGACUUGUCUCUGUAUCUAAUCUAUUUUUCUAUUGUUCAGUACAGUUCAUGUAGCCGAAAUGUAAUGAUAAAUAUAUUUAUGAUCUGUAA
Pectinophora gossypiella (pink bollworm) is the source of this 2118-nucleotide messenger RNA. RefSeq names its product aprataxin and PNK-like factor. The transcript is spliced from 8 exons. Gene Ontology annotation, cellular component: site of double-strand break; nucleus. The coding region runs from base 380 to 1759 and encodes 459 amino acids. The record is from RefSeq and is a predicted model, not a curated record. NCBI's taxonomy places the organism in Eukaryota, Metazoa, Arthropoda, Insecta, Lepidoptera, Gelechiidae. Gene Ontology annotation, molecular function: DNA-(apurinic or apyrimidinic site) endonuclease activity; protein binding; 3'-5' exonuclease activity. Gene Ontology annotation, biological process: double-strand break repair.